Trichophyton benhamiae CBS 112371 is the source of this 2736-nucleotide messenger RNA. RefSeq lists its product as uncharacterized. The transcript is spliced from 3 exons. The record is from RefSeq and is a predicted model, not a curated record. Bases 1 to 2736 code for a protein of 911 amino acids. Lineage: Eukaryota; Fungi; Ascomycota; Eurotiomycetes; Onygenales; Arthrodermataceae. Gene Ontology annotation, biological process: protein transport.
AUGGAUCCGGAUAGGCUGGUCAAGGUGGAAGACAUGGAAAUCGAGGAAGACACAUAUCUGGAUAAGCCAGUUGUAGAAGAGAAAUACACGAGAGUGAGGAAGAAGAAGCCAUUCCGGCCAGUCAGAGGCACGAUAAGCGUGCUCUUACGGCUCUUCGUCUGGUACUCGAUCUUUAUAGCCUUGUUCCGAUGCCCGUCGUCUCUCUCCGAGCUCGAUGACGAGUCUCCACGAGUCUGCGAGCCAUACAUAAUCGCAAAAACUCGCCUCGAGCCUUACAUAUCACCUUACUACCACAAGUACGCCGCAGAACACGUCGAACAUAUCAAGCCAUACGCACAAUCAGCCUACAAGACGGCGGAGAAGGUGUACAUUCCGACGGCACAGUUCUCGAAAAACAUUUAUCAGGGCCAUGUAUCUAGUUACGUGGAGCAGGCUAUGAAGCUUGCAAAGUCGCAGUGGAACCAGAAAGUGUCGCCACACACAGACCCUCUGCAGGCGCAGGUUAUCGAUUACUACACGACAUCUAUCAGUCCUCGCAUCCAGUCGGCGCAGUCGAUUGUUAUCCCUUACUUCUGGGUAGCUGCUGAAUAUAGCGUUCACAUCAACAACAAUUACGUUAUCCCAGCAUAUAUUCAUGCUCGUCCAGUGAUUCACCGGGUUUGUGCGACCAUAUAUGACUUUGUCGUUACAACCAUUGCGCCAUACAUACAGGAGGCAUGGUCAGCUGUAGUAGUCUUCCUCGAUGGCACUGUUCGACCGCAUAUCAGGACCCUUUACUCUGAGAACGUGGAGCCGCAGCUUGUGAAAAUCGGAGAGAAGCUCGCCAGCUACCGUGAGGGACGAACAAUCCAGCAAGUCAAUCUGGAAACUGCCAGCUCAGUAGUUCACGAGUACACGGCAGCUAAGUCGUCUACGCGCAGCUCCGUUGAAUCAAAGGAUACACGAGUAUCGUCUGUGGCGCCUCCUGCUACUACCAAGCUGACAUCUGCUCAGCAAACUGCGCUUGCGCGAGAAAAGAUUUCGACCGAUCUCAAAGCUUGGAAGGAAAGGACUACAAGCUUAGCCAGUAAAGGGCUUGAACAUGUCCGAACACAGGUUCGCCAGGUAGUGGAAGAUAUUGCACGCCAGGAGAAGCCAUCCGGAGAGGACAUGCUUGCACGCUUGGAAUCUGUCGCCAGUGAACAGCUAUAUACGUUGACGCAGGAUCUAUACUCCAUCAUCCAGGCAAUUCCUGAGGAGUAUACUCAAGAAGACGAAGAUAAGGCCCAAGAUGCAUUCCUACAGCGGCUAAGGGAAUCUAGCCAUGCCAUUAGGGGAAUGGCACAUUCCCUUCGUCUCUGGUUCAAUAAGUAUCAAGAAACGCUCACCGAUGCCGUCACCAAGACAAUUAACAUCACACUGGACGUUCUUGAGAACGCCCGUGAGCUUGGUCUACAGGAAAUUGGAAUGCGCUGGACAGCUAUUGACGGUGUUACGUACACGGAUUGGGCAAGUUAUUACGAGCUCAAAUCGGAUCUCGGCGAAUGGAAGGAUGAUAUUCGGCAGGCUGGGUUACAGCAUGAUAGCUUUGUUUUGGCCAAGGAUGCUGGGGAGAAUAUUGUUGCACGGGGUAUGGAUAUUGCACUGGAUGCCGCAAGACAACUGGCAGAAAUACGCUCGAUUGGCAAACUGAAGAUCGAGGCUGGAGAUACCACCAGACAACUUAACGUCGAUCACAUCAACGAUGAGAUGAUAGAGAAAAGGAAGAAGUACAUGAUUACCAGUGUAACAUCUACUCCUACCGUUGCGCCCACUCCGCCAGAGAUAUCUGAUGCGUCUGAAAUGUUUAUUUCCAACGAAACCGAAGCUGGUGAGCCAUCAGAGAGCCCUGUGGCAGAGAUCCCUGUGGCAGAAAGCCUUGAGGCCGAGGUUGAGACUCCGCCAGGUGAAGAGUAUGUCGGUGAACAACCAAAGUCUGCUCUCCUGGAAGAAACUAUUUCGUCAGAUGAGACUUUGGAGCCCCAGCCGACCCCUGAGGCUCCUGUUAUUCUAGAAGAGACUGCAACCGCAGUUAUACCCGAGGGAUCCUCGCCCGGAUUCACAUCCAUGGUAGAGGAGCCCGCCUCUUCAGACCCUGCGAAUUCUGGGAAGUCGGAUCAGGAUGAGUUUAUAGAUGUUAUUGAAGAGGAGCAAUUCCAGGUGCUGGUUGGCCACGAAACGCCAGAUGACACCAUUCAAGCUGAUGAGACUGUAUCUUUACCCUCCAGUCUAACCUCAUCUACUCCCGAAACCAAAGCCGAAGCUCCAGUCUCUGUGACGCAAGUAGUUGAAGAUGCCACUCCAAAUGAGCCAGAGGAUACCUUGAGUCAAACCACCGAACAUACUCAACAUACCCCAUCUAAAUCUCUAGGUGAACCCGUCGAUGUCCAUGAGAUGGUUGGUUCAGCAACAGACAAGAUAAUCUCACUCGUUGACUCUGCAAAGGCUGGCCUAUCAGAAACACCCCUCCCCAAAAACGAAGCCGACACUCUGAUGCAAGAUGCAAGCACCAAGCUUGGUGAUAUCGUUUCAUCUGUCCAGUCCUCAAUCAGCUCUCUCGAAGCCACACCUCCAUCUGAAUCUUCCGCACCGGAACAACGCCGUGAACACAUUAAGGAUGAAAUUUCCCGGUUGACUGCUGCUCUGGAAGCUGCUCAGGCCGCUUUACUUGAGCUAUAUCGAUCUGACGAGCCAGGACAGCCGCAGGAGCCUGCUUAG